CCAAUUAAAACAUAGCAGAAAGACAGAGAAACAAUGGGUUUGAGAUCAAACUUUGCUCCAUUUCUAUCUUUAUUGUUCUUGUUGGCAUCUACUACUAAAGGUCAAUCUAACGGUGGUGUUUUUGAUGUCACUCGGUAUGGUGCAAAACCUAAUACUGAUAUUACUCACGCUUUACUAAAUGCAUGGAAAGGAGCAUGUGCAUCAACAAGUAGAAGUAAAGUGUUGAUUCCAAAAGGAGUUUACUUGUUAAGUCAAUCCAACCUCAAAGGUCCUUGCAAGAGUUCUAUUGAAAUUCAAGUUGAUGGGACAUUGCAAGCUCCUCCCGAUCCUAAAGGUGAUGGGUUGGUCAUUUUGGAAUAUAUCGAUAAACUGACAUUGUCAGGUACUGGAGUGUUUGAUGGACAAGGAAAAGUGGGUUGGGAAAAGAAUGAUUGUCACAAAAAGAAAAUAUGUACCAAACUUCCAAUGACUUUGAAGUUCAAUUUUGUCACCAAUUCAAUUGUGAGGGACAUAACUUCGUUGGAUAGUAAGAAUUUCCAUAUCAACAUCUUGGGUUGCAAAAAUCUUACAUUUCAACAUGUGACAAUAUCUGCACCAGAAGAUAGCCCAAACACCGAUGGAAUUCACAUUAGUAGUUCAGAACAAAUCACCAUUCUUAAUACAAAAAUAUCAACCGGAGAUGAUUGUGUGUCUGUAGGAGAUAGUAACAAACAAAUAACGAUUAGAGAUGUGACUUGUGGACCAGGACAUGGAAUAAGUAUAGGAAGUUUAGGCAAGUAUAGCAAGGAAAAGGCUGUGGAAGGCGUUUGGGUGACAAAAUGCAAAUUAACCAGUACUACAAACGGUGUUAGGAUAAAAACAUGGCCAGAUUCUGCUGGUGAAUACUCAGCCUCUGACAUGCAUUUUGAAGAUAUUGAAAUGAACAAUGUCAGCAAUCCUAUCAUCAUAGACCAAGAAUAUUGUCCAUGGAAUCAAUGCAAUCCAAAGAUUCCAUCGAGUAUUAAAAUCAGCAAAGUUAGCUUCAAAAAUAUUAGAGGCACUUCUGCUACUCCAGUAGCGGUCAAGCUUGUUUGCAGCAAAAAAAUACCUUGUGAAGCUGUGGAAGUUGUCGACAUUGACCUAAAAUACAAUGGAAACAAAGGACCAAUUAAGUCUCAAUGUGCAAAUGUGAAGCCGAUCAUUUCUGGAAAGCAAAACCCUCGGAUAUGUGCCUAAGCUGCCCCCGUUGAUACUCCAUCAACCGACUAGUUAAAUAUUUUCACCAUGCUCAAGUUAAUUACAAGACCAAUUUCUAUUUGAAUUUUUUCUAUUUGAGAUUUCAAAGUUUUCACAAGGAUGCUCCAUUAUUGGAAAAUUUUGUUUGUAUUAUUUAAAGCGGAACCAUAUCUCUCAAUAUAUAUGCUGAAAGAUCUCUCAU
Cucumis melo (muskmelon) is the source of this 1417-nucleotide messenger RNA. RefSeq names its product exopolygalacturonase-like. The record is from RefSeq and is a predicted model, not a curated record. Bases 34 to 1215 code for a protein of 393 amino acids. The transcript has 4 exons. Lineage: Eukaryota; Viridiplantae; Streptophyta; Magnoliopsida; Cucurbitales; Cucurbitaceae. Gene Ontology annotation, molecular function: polygalacturonase activity. Gene Ontology annotation, biological process: carbohydrate metabolic process.